AACCCUUUGGUUGGUGGCAACCAAACCAUCAUACCUUCUCUUGGUCCUGAUAAUAGAACAGAGAGUGUGUCAGCCUAUGAGGCUAGGUUGACAUUGGUACCCUCCCUUCCAGAGUAUGAAGGCGUAUACACCUGCCGUUCAGAGCUAAGCAACAAUUUUGUACAGAUAUCCAUCAAAUCUAGCAAUCCAUAUGUGGAA
Geodia barretti is the source of this 198-nucleotide messenger RNA. The record is from the annotation of a GenBank genome assembly. NCBI's taxonomy places the organism in Eukaryota, Metazoa, Porifera, Demospongiae, Tetractinellida, Geodiidae.